Messenger RNA from Neocloeon triangulifer, 1886 nucleotides. It is a transcript of the gene Trhn, whose product is annotated as tryptophan 5-hydroxylase 1. Gene Ontology annotation, biological process: serotonin biosynthetic process; aromatic amino acid metabolic process. Lineage: Eukaryota; Metazoa; Arthropoda; Insecta; Ephemeroptera; Baetidae. Gene Ontology annotation, molecular function: iron ion binding; tryptophan 5-monooxygenase activity. Bases 17 to 1612 code for a protein of 531 amino acids. The transcript is spliced from 11 exons. Gene Ontology annotation, cellular component: neuron projection. The record is from RefSeq and is a predicted model, not a curated record.
GCGUACCAGCGCCACAAUGUCUGCCUCCGGAAAGAGCCUCAUUGGUCUCUGGCUGUACAGAAAGGGCGAACAAUGGACACUCAAAGAGGGUGGUGGCAGCCCUCGCUUGAAGGCGCACCCGACGCCCCUGGUGCUGGAGCGGCCUCCGGACGGCGUGCACCGCAACUCUGUGGUAUUUUCGCUCAACAACCAGGUGGGCGGCCUCGCCAGGGCGCUUCAUGUGUUCGAGGACCUCGGCGUCAACGUGGUGCAUAUUGAGUCGCGGCCGAAGGAAUCGUCCUCGGACGGACAGCAAUAUGAGAUUCUGGUGGACGUCGAGUGCGACGACCGCCGCAUGGAGCAACUGGUCACCAUGCUUCGCCGCGAGGUCGCUUCCAUCAACCUGACGCGUCCCACCAACCCUGAGUUCGACUUACCUCCACAGACACCACUCUCAAUGUCCGCCAGUUUUGAUUUUGGAGACAUGCCAUGGUUCCCUCGGAAAAUAUCCGACUUGGACAGAGCCCAGAGAGUGCUGAUGUACGGCACUGAAUUGGACGCUGACCAUCCCGGAUUUAAAGACCCGGUGUACCGCAAAAGGAGACAGGAGUUCGCCAACAUCGCCAAUUCCUACAAAUAUGGAGAACCGAUUCCUCGGAUCCAAUACACUCCCGAGGAGGUUAAAACCUGGGGGGUCAUUUUCCGCGAGCUGACUUUGCUGUACACAAAACACGCGUGCGACGAGUACAUGGAAAACUGGCCGCAGCUGGUUAAAUUUUGCGGAUACCGAGAGGACAACAUCCCUCAACUGCAGGACAUCAAUGUCUUCUUAAAACGAAAAACUGGAUUCCAAAUUCGACCUGUGGCUGGCUACUUGUCUCCAAGAGACUUUCUCUCUGGAUUGGCUUUCCGAGUUUUCCACUGCACCCAGUACAUCCGACACUCAUCGGAUCCGUUCUACACGCCAGAACCUGAUUGCUGCCAUGAGCUUUUGGGCCACAUGCCCUUGCUAGCGAACGCAAGUUUUGCCCAAUUUUCCCAAGAGCUCGGGCUUGCCACCCUGGGAGCGUCUGACGAAGAUGUGUCCAGACUGGCCACGCUCUAUUUCUUCACGGUUGAGUUUGGACUUUGCCGCCAAAACGGAGAUUUCAAGGUUUACGGUGCUGGUCUAUUGUCAUCGGUGGCUGAGCUGAAACACGCACUCACCACGCCGGAGAAAAUUUUACCCUUCGAACCAGAGGUCACGGUCAAUGAAGAAUGCAUCAUUACCUCUUACCAAAAUCAUUACUUCUACACCGACACCAUUGAAGAGGCAAAGGAAAAAAUGAGAGAGUUUGCUUGCAACAUCCAGCGACCAUUCAUGGUGCGUUACAACCCUUACACGCAGAGCGUCGAGGUUUUGAGCAACGCUGAGAAAAUCGCCUCGCUCGUUUCCGAACUGCGGGGCGAGGUUUGCAUCGUGAGCAACGCCCUGCGCAAGAUCCACGUGCAGGACGAGGAGGACGACCCUGGCAGCAUGGAGCAGCUGGCCACCCUUUUGCUGCCACGCUCCAUCAGCCCCGCACCCUUUCACAGCCCUCUACACACUCCAAACACCACCCCGCCCGAACACAGCCCCGAAAGGAAGAAUUGAGAAUAAAAACCUUGAAAACUUAGCAAAUUUUAAUUUAAAUUGUUAAUAGCUAUUAAAAGAUUUUAUAUUAUAUUAUUUAUAUUCGUUAGUUUAAUUAUAAAACUACGACAAUAAUGACAGGAAAAAAUCGUACGAAAAAUUGAUCCUGUGUAGAUUUUUACAGCUGCUUAAUUUUUUUAUUUAUGAUUAUGCAUAAUCUGCUGGAAACGAUUUGGCAAGUUGUUUUCAUUGCUUCCAAAAGUUGUGUAUGACAAAAGACAUUAAAGUGUGUGCG